GAACUUUUCAGUCUUUUAUUUCAGUCAUAUCUAUAAUACGUCGAAUCGAGCCCCGAAAGGAAGAGAAAGAGUGAGGGUGGAUUUUUCCUUGUUAUUUAGGGAGAGAGAGAGAGGCUGCUGUCAGACUCUUUGCAGCGAGAGAAAGAUUGAUCACCGCACUUCGUUUUCUUCCACUCGGGGCUAUUCGGGCCCUCCCCAAAAUAUUCCCAGCUAAACAAAUGACCGCUUCUUGAUCUCUCGCAAAAUCUACAUGUGCGUCCUGUUGAGUCUAAAGGCCACUCUCACUUACAGUUACCAUUUAUACUGCUGCUGUAUUCUUUUUAUCAUAAGAAUUAGAGUAGCUUUCUCUCCUUUUUCCCCAGCUGGGUGAAGCGACCUCGCUGUGAACUCUCCCUCUCCCUCUGCGUAAACACGGCGAACAUUUUAACACCGUGGAGAGAGGGUGGGAGAGGAACCGUGGUAUCUUGCAAGAAGAAUUUUGGAGCCUCUCUGAAAAGGUUAUUUUAGGGUAAGAUUAUAUUUAGACCUUGUUUAAAGUUUCCUCCCCUCUCAUACACACCACUACGUAAACGUGAUAUCUAUUAGAUAUAAAAAUCGCACACUUACACAUCAGUAGGCUCCCCUCACUGUCUGUCCUCAAAUCUAAGCUAUGCUCUUGUAAACAGUUCCCUCUGCACUACCGCUGAGCACAAAUCUUCAUCGUCCACUCUUCGUGCGCUGCUGCGCCACCUAAAAAACUCUCAGAAUGUUCUAAGCGUGACAUUUCCACCCUCUGUCACACCUUCUAAGAUUAAUGAGCAGCGCGUUGUAAACAGGAGACAUAUUGUAGACGGUGCUGGCCGGCUCCAUACACCUAACCGUCACCACAUCACCCAGAAGACGGGGACAACAUGCUCAAGAAGAGGAUGCUCUAUUGUUUGUGCAGCAUCACCGGGCCUGGAUGCGCCGGCCAGUCGCCCACACUGCGCACAUGGCGAAUGGCCACCGUAUCGGGGCUUUUUUUCACGCCCUGUUAAAAUACAACAAUGGCAGCUACCCUGCGAAGUAGUAUCCUGACACGACAUUUGAUGGAAAAAAAAUAAUAAUGCUGCUUCCCACAGCCAUCACAGCCGCCUGGCCUGGGUCCAGGAUUGGCUGAUUUGGAUCACGUGGCCAGGAACUGGCUGCAAUUUCGCCCCAUAGUUCUUCAGUUUAGACUACCCAGGUCCCCACACGCUAGUAAUAUCACCAAUAUACACAAUUAUUAUAUAGCCACGGUGUUUACGCCAUUGCGGUCGGGAACCUACAUGUUCGUGCGUUUUUUUUUCAGUUGAUUUUUUUGUGAAGCCAUAGUGUGUUGCGUGCGUGUGCAAGGGUGCGUGCGUGUAUGUGUUUUUGUUGUUGUUUCUUCUUUUUUUAUUUUUGGGGAAGGGGCUGUUCGGAGGGUAUCGCCGUUUCGGGGUAAAAGCCCGUUUGAGAGAGCUAUGAAUUUUGAAUUUGAGAGGGAGAUCGGUUUCAUAAACAGCCAGCCGUCCCUAGCAGAGUGCCUGACGUCCUUCCCCGCCGUCCUGGAGUCAUUUCAAACUUCAUCAAUCAAGGAGUCGACAGUAAUUCCGCCUCCCUUUGAGCACACCAUCCCCAGCUUCAGCCCCUGCACAGCCAGCCAGCCGAGACCAGCUGCGAGAAGCCAGCAGAACCGGAGAGCCUCCUCCACUAAUGGCCUCCAGACGCAUCACGGAGCCGCCCAGCAGCCAUACACGACCGGCCAGGCCCCCGCCCCGGCCACGGUCACCCCGACCGGCCCGAUUGCCCACGAGUUCCCCUGGAUGAAGGAGAAGAAAUCAUACAAGAAGUGCCCCAAGCCAGGGAGCAACUCCAGCGGUACCGGAUCCAUCAUCCCCCCCGCCUCAUCCUCCCCGUCGUCAACUGCCUCUGGGUACGCUUCGGCGGGCAUCGAGUCACCCACAGACCCGAGUCAGGCGGGCCUAGACGCUGGAGGAGCAGGCUCCCGCCGGCUGCGCACCGCCUACACCAACACGCAACUGCUGGAGCUGGAGAAAGAGUUCCACUUCAACAAGUACCUGUGCCGGCCCAGGAGAGUAGAGAUUGCCGCCCUGUUGGAUCUAACCGAACGGCAGGUGAAAGUUUGGUUCCAAAACCGGCGGAUGAAACAUAAGCGGCAAAACACGCACGGGAGCGGAGGAAGCCAUGAAUCCAGCGACACGGGAGGCUUUGAGCCGCUCGAAGGCGCUGACGCCUCCUCCCCGUAUUCAAGCCAGCCUCUGGAAGCAUCUGGCACAGGGGAGACUGCCUCGGAGGGAGAGCCGGGAGGCGGCAAUCCAUCUUCGGCCGCCUACGCUAAUGACAGCGGGGACAAUGCACAGCCCACACCAGAGGAGGGAGACCGUUUGAGUAUCCCCGAGCGGCCACCGCUGUUUACGGCAUCGGGGUGCUCUGACUCUGCGACGGCUCGUCACUCUCCGCCGGCGUUGGCGGUCACCAACUCUGCUGACAACCCGGGCCUGAUGCAGCUGAGCGAAUCCGUGCCUGGAUUAACAGCAGCUCCCGAGCAGCAGGACUCCUCAAUUACACCCACAGCUUCAUCUGCUCCUUCUGCCGUAUCUUCAUCGUCCACCCUACCCGACCUCACCUUCUUCGCCGGGGACCCCUGCCUGUCACCCAGCCUGCAGAGCACCCUGGACAGCCCUGUGGAUUUCUCAGAAGAGGACUUCGAUCUGUUCACAAGCACACUGUGCACCAUAGACCUGCAGCACCUCAACUUCUGAGACCUCGACACAAAUUGAAAGUAGGGUCAAAUAAAAGCGAGUGGGGCAGUGGGCAGAGGGGCCUGCGUUAAUGAGAAAUCCAGCAGAGGACACAACACUUAUUUAUUUAACAGAAAAAAAAGAAUAUUAAAGCUUUUCGGCAACAUUCCUGAAACCUUUCUCCAUUAAAAUAUGUUUUUUUUGGGUUUUUUUUUACAUAUUCUUCUUGCUUUUUUGGAGGGCAUCAUAGUUUCAAAGAAAUCCAAUUAAUUUUUCACUUUAAAACAUCGAAAGGAUUUUUCCCCCUCCUUUGAAAAUAUGACAAUAUGUGGAUGUAUUUUUUGUACUUGACUUUCUCGGUUUGGAAUUUUAUUAUUUUUUAUUAUUUAUUUAUUUCUUCUUUUUUUUUGGGGGGGGGGGGGUGUAAAUCAAUCCUUAUGAGUUUGUGGAUUUGCUUCCUCUAGUUCAUCCUGGUGCAGCUUCAUGGAUUCUUAAAAGCUUCUCAGGAACUGUUCACGGAGUCUGUAGGCGCAGAUAUCUGUACCGUUUUGACAAAAUCCAAAUGGGACAAUGAAUGAAUGAAUUCUCUCUUUGAACGGCACGACGCAGAGAGAGGGAAGCCCUGCUGAUGACCGGAGGUUUAAACACUAGUUUAUUUAUUGAGAUUCUUUAAUAGUGAAAAUCCAAAUUAUUUAUUGUACAUAUAUUUUCAUAGUGGAAUAACAAUAAUAAUAAAAACACAAACAUUUAUACUGUGCCCCAUGUUUUUUUUAUAGUCUCUGAAUUUAUAAAUUAGCACAUUUAUGUGUGUAACCCUAACACAUAGUAUGGAUUAAUUUAUUUGACAACACUAAAUAGGUUAGAACGUUUUUAGACCAACAACCUACAAAAUUAAUUUUUUACAACACAAUUUUCUAAUUGUUUAUUUAUUACAACUAUUUUUAAUUAUUUGUAUUUUUAUAUAUAAAGCCUAUAUACAUGCUGUGUUUUUUGCACGGAUACUUUAUACAUUAUAACCACCUCCAAAGCAAUUGAAUCCAAUACACUUUUCAAAUUUCUCAUUUCAAUUCCAGUUUCAAUUUAUUUAUUUUUUUAUUAGAUAAGGAUUAAAUAAUUGACCUGUUAAAAUUCCUAAAAUGCUUGUUUAGUUUUUCCAACUUAAAGACUAUAGCCUAGGAAACUAUGUAUAGCUAGUGUGUUUACAUGGAGAUAACCUUGAUAAAUGGGAGCAAAAUAACACAUUUUCCGGAGCUGCUUGCCUUCAUCAGGUGUUAGCUCAGCACGGCUAGCUCUCUGAGUACAAGCUAAGGGUUAGCACAGCGUGGCCCUCCUCCACCAUCACCACCACCACCAGCAGCAGCUAUUAUUACAAAGUAGCAAGAACAGCAGUGCUAAAAAACAAUGUAGCCUUUUUUACUGACAGUGAGUGGAAGAAUAGCAAGGCUCACCUGCUGCUGUAGUAUGUAAACAUGGAAGUUAAUCCCUGAUUGGCGUCCCUUUAUUAAAAUGUGAAUGUGAAGUUAACCAUGAGUGUGUCUGCCAUUAGUGUGUGCGUGAUUGCAAAGCUGCUCCUCCUCCCGCGGAGUCAAAAUGGCGCUGAAGACAAAGCAGGAUGUGAACAAUAAGCAGUAGCAGCCAUUACAGGAUGAUCAGCUCAGUGUGACAGGCAGGAUGUUUGUGUGAGGACAGCGAGCAGAAAGGACAGAAGAAACAUUUUAUAUUUAUUUUAACAAAGGAUUAUGGUUGACUGUUCCCAUCUUAUAAGGAAAAAAAGUAGAGUAUAAGAUGAUAAUGGCAACAAAAUAAAAAAAAGCUUUAUAAUUAUUUGAGUGUAAAAAACAAAGCAUAUCAUACAUACAUACAUAUAU
Molecule: messenger RNA, 4612 nt
Organism: Haplochromis burtoni (Burton's mouthbrooder)
Lineage: Eukaryota; Metazoa; Chordata; Actinopteri; Cichliformes; Cichlidae
Gene: hoxb2a
Product: homeobox B2a
Exons: 2
Coding region: 1464-2765 (433 amino acids)
Biological process (GO): regulation of DNA-templated transcription
Molecular function (GO): DNA binding; DNA-binding transcription factor activity, RNA polymerase II-specific
Source: RefSeq, a predicted model, not a curated record